AACAGACGACAAAUGUUGGUGUUGUUUCAGAGAAUCUUCUACCCGCCGUUCCCUUGAUAAAUUGCGCACAAACGGAGAUCUAGUGAUACAGAUGCUUCACCAGCAGCCAAAAUUGUUGGCCCUAUAUAUCUGUCCUACUAAAGAUUCUUGGUCAUGCCCUUUCUGGGAUUGUUCGUAAGCAGUGACGAUCACACGACUAGUCAUUGUUUCAUCCCUCUUCCAAAAUCAGGGUCCCCUUUUCAUAUGGGCCAACAUUUGACCUUCUUCGUAUAUAAUCUGUUUGCAAGGUGGACUUCAACUGUGGAAUUGAGAUCACUCUGGCGGCACUUUUGGCCCCAUGAAACUGAUAACUUUUCACUAUUUGCUCUGUGGGAGUUCUGUGAAAUAGUACCAUAAUUCAAUUCUGAGAAGUUUAAAUCAUGGGGUUUGAGCCACUGGUUUGGUUUUGCCGGCCAGAGGAAAAUGGCAUUUGGGCAAAGACAACAGCUAGUGCUCUUGGUGCUUAUACACCAUGUGGCAUUGAAUCUGUUGUGGGUUGUAUAUCAAAUGUAGUUUUGAUGGGCUUGUGCUUAUACAGAUUAUGGCUGAUCAUGAAAGACUUUAGAGUCCAGAGGUUCUGCUUACGGUCAAAGUAUUAUAGUUAUAUGUUGGUCUUUUUAGCAGGUUAUUGUGCUGCAGAGUCCUUGUUCAGAUUACUUUUUGGUGUUUCUAUGUUUGACUUGGAUGGACAAAGUAGCCUUGCUCCAUUUGAGGUGGUUUCACUUAUGCUUGAGACCCUUGUUUGGAGCUCUUUGGUGAUUAUGACUCUUUUGGAAACUAAAGUGUAUAUUAGAGAGUUUCGCUGGUAUGUCCGAUUUGGUGUAAUAUACGUCUUGGUUGGGGAUACUGUGAAACUUAGUUUCAUUCUCUCACUAAAAGAUUUAUACCCAAGAUCUGUACUCUAUGUGUACAUCAGUUCGUUGUUCUCCCAGGCUUUAUUUGGAGUAUUUCUUUUUGCUUACAUACCAAAUUUGGAUGCCUACCUGGGAUAUAUGCCACUUCAAACUGAGGCUCAUGAUGACAUCAAGUAUGAAGUGCUUCAUGGAGGAGAACAUAUUUGUCCAGAGAGGAAUGCUAACAUAUUUUCAAGAAUAUAUUUUGGAUGGAUGACUCCCCUUAUGGAGCAGGGCUACCGAAAACCUAUAACAGAAAAAGAUGUCUGGACGUUAGACACAUGGGACCAGGCUGAGAUACUUAGCAGAAAGUUCCAAAAAUGUUGGGAAGAAGAAUCUCAGAAGCCAAAACCAUGGCUUUUAUUCUGUCUGAAUAACUGUGUUGGAGGAAGGUUCUGGUUUGGAGGCCUUUUCAAAGUGGGCAAUGAUCUUUCCCAGUUUGUGGGACCAGUUAUAUUAAGCUAUCUCCUACAGUCCUUACAAAGAGGUGAUCCUUCAUGGAUUGGCUACAUCUAUGGCUUCUCAAUUUUUGUUGGCGUGUCAUUAGGAGUUCUCUGUGAAGCUCAAUACUUUCAGAAUGUUGCAAGGGUCGGGUUCAGAAUAAGGUCAAUUUUGGUGGCUGCUGUGUUUCGGAAAUCCUUAAGGCUAACCAAUGAAGCCCGAAAGAAUGUUGCAUCGGGAAAAAUUACGAAUAUGAUAACGACAGAUGCUAAUGCUCUCCAGCAAGUAUGCAAUCAACUUCAUGGCUUAUGGUCAGCCCCAUUCAGAAUUGUGCUUGCCAUGAUUCUUCUUUACCAACAACUUGGGGUCGCUUCACUAGUGGGUUCUCUGCUUUUAAUUCUCAUGUUCCCUGUACAGACGAUGAUUGUCAGCAACAUGCGGAGAUUAGCUAAGGAAGGCUUACAGUACACUGACAGAAGAGUUGGAUUAAUGAGUGAAAUUUUGGCUGCAAUAGAGACUGUAAAAUGUUAUGCAUGGGAGCAAAGUUUUCAAUCUAAAGUCCAAAAUAUUAGGAAAGAUGAGCUUCUAUGGUUAUGGAAAUCACAACUAUUGGGAGCGUUGAACAAUUUCAUACUGAACAGUCUUCCGGUUCUUGUGGCUGUGAUUUCAUUUGCUUUCUUCACGAUGCUUGGUGGAGAUUUGACACCUGCAAGGGCUUUCACGUCACUUUCCUUAUUUACAGUGCUACGAACUCCUUUAAACACACUUCCUAAUUUAAUAACUCAGGCUGUCAAUGCGUAUGUAUCGUUACAGCGUCUGGAGGAACUAUUUUUAGCUGAAGAGAGAAUUCUCUUGCCCAAUCCACCUCUUGAACUAGGUCUUCCUGCAAUCUCGAUAAAAAAUGGCUACUUUUCAUGGGAUUCAGAGACCUCAAAAACAACAUUAGCAGAUAUAAAUAUAGAUAUACCAGUUGGCAGCUUAGUUGCAAUCGUAGGCGGUACAGGAGAAGGAAAAACAUCCCUUAUUUCAGCAAUGCUUGGUGAGCUUCCUCCUUUGAAAGAUGCCGGUGUUACCAUCAGAGGAACGGCUGCAUAUGUCCCUCAAAUUUCGUGGAUAUUUAAUGCUACAGUACGUGAAAACAUAUUAUUUGGAUCAAAAUUUGAAGCUUCACGAUAUUGGAAGGCUGUAGCAGUAACUGCAUUGGAGCAUGACCUUGAUAUUCUGCCUGGUCGUGAUCUUACUGAGAUCGGCGAAAGAGGAGUGAAUAUUAGUGGCGGCCAAAAGCAAAGAGUCUCAAUGGCUAGAGCAGUGUACUCAAACUCAGAUGUCUACAUAUUCGAUGACCCUUUAAGUGCUCUAGAUACUCAUGUUGGUCGAGAGGUUUUUGAAAAUUGCAUCAAGGAAGAGUUGAGAGGGAAAACAAGAGUGCUUGUUACAAACCAGCUACAUUUUCUUCCUCAGGUGGAUAAAAUUAUUUUGGUCUCAGAAGGUAUGAUCAAAGAGGAAGGAACCUUUGAGGAGCUCUCACAAAAUGGGUUUCUAUUUCGGAAGUUAAUGGAGAAAGUGGGUAAAAUGGAUGAUCACAUGGAUGGAAGCAAAGGCAGAACCAAUCCUGACCACGGAUCCUCAAAACAGUGUACUGAUGAGGUGGUGGAUGAGUUGGUAAAUGAUCCAAGCAUCACAACAAAAAGGAAUCGUAAGUCUGUUCUUAUCAGACAAGAAGAUAGGCAAACUGGCAUUGUUAGCUGGAAAGUGUUAGCAAGGUACCAGGAUGCUUUAGGAGGUCUAUGGGUUGUCCUGAUAUUAGUGGCGUGCUAUAUUUCAACUGAAGUGCUUCGAAUUUUAAGUAGCACAUGGUUAAGUUACUGGACAGAACAAAGCAGUUCAACAACUCGUGGACCUGGUUUCUACAUUCUGAUCUAUGCCCUCUUGUCCAUUGGACAGGUACUGGUAACAUUUGCAAAUUCUUUCUGGUUAAUUUCAUCAAGUCUCCGUGCAGCUAAAAGACUUCAUGAUACAAUGCUGUAUUCAGUUCUUAGAGCUCCCACAACCUUUUUCCAAACCAAUCCACUUGGACGAAUGAUCAAUAGGUUUGCAAAUGAUCUAGGUGAUAUAGAUCGUAAUGUUGCUAAUCUUGCCAAUAAUUUUCUGAAUCAAGUUUGGCAAUUACUUUCAACUUUCGUGCUUAUUGGCAUUGUGAGCAUAAUAUCUUUGUGGGCCAUAAUGCCUCUUCUUCUCUUGUUUUACACAGCCUACCUGUACUAUCAGAGCACAUCACGGGAAGUCAAGCGCUUGGACUCCAUUACCAGAUCCCCUGUGUAUGCGCAAUUUGGCGAAGCAUUAAAUGGUUUGUCAAGUAUCCGUGCUUACAAAGCAUAUGAUCGUAUGGCCACAAUUAAUGGGAAAUCAUUGGAUAACAAUAUUAGAUUCACUCUUAUAAACUUCAGUUCUAAUCGUUGGCUCACCAUAAGACUAGAAACAUUAGGAGGUAUAAUGAUUUGGUUCACGGCUACCUUUGCUGUCAUGCAGUCUGGAAGAACGCAUGAUCAGGUGGCUUUUGCAUCUACAAUUGGCUUGCUCCUCAGUUAUUCUUUGAAUAUUACGAAUCUUAUGAGUAAUGUUCUGAGACAAGCAAGUAGAGCAGAAAACAGUUUCAAUGCCGUUGAACGUGUGGGCACAUAUAUAGACUUGCCAUCUGAGGCUCCAUCUAUAAUUGAGAGCAACCGCCCUCCACCUGGAUGGCCCUCAUCAGGUUUAGUAGAAUUUGAAAAUGUCGGCUUUCGCUAUAGACCUGGUCUUCCACCUGUCUUGCAUGGCCUGUCGUUCACAAUCUCUCCGACAGAAAAGGUUGGCAUAGUUGGAAGGACUGGUGCAGGGAAAUCUACCAUGAUCAAUGCGUUGUUUCGGAUGGUCGAGCUAGAAAAAGGAAGAAUCUUGAUCGAUAAUUAUGAUAUCUCCAGUUUUGGUUUGACAGAUUUGCGUAAAGUUCUUGGUAUUAUACCACAAUCACCGGUUCUCUUUUCAGGCACGGUGCGUUUUAAUCUUGAUCCGUUUAAUGAACAUGGUGAUGUUGAUCUUUGGGAGGCUCUUGAACGUUCAUAUUUGAAGAAUGUGAUUGCCAGAAAUGCGUUGGGUUUGGAUGCGGCGGUAUCCGAGGGAGGGGAGAAUUUCAGUGUUGGACAAAGACAACUACUGAGUCUUGCUAGGGCAUUGCUAUGGAAAUCAAAGAUUCUUGUUCUUGAUGAAGCAACUGCAGCUGUUGAUGUCAGAACGGAUGAUCUAAUACAGAAAACAAUACGAAAAGAAUUCAAAUCAUGCACAAUGCUCAUUAUUGCUCAUCGACUCAACACCAUCAUUGACUGCAAUCGAAUUCUUGUGCUAGAGAACGGUCAAAUUCUGGAAUAUGAUUCUCCAGAAAGACUAAUAUCACAUGAAGGAGCAUUUUUUAAGAUGGUUCAAAGUACAGGCGCUGCAAAUGCGCAGUAUUUACAGGAUAUGGUACUUGGUAGAGAAGGAAUAAACAAGUUCAUCGGAGAGGAGCCUGCAGAGCCGUUUAUCCAUGAGAGAUUGCUGAAAUCUUCUCAAGGAACACAAAUAAAUCUGGAUAUAAAUCUUGAUGAUGUUCAGACAGAUGGAAACUAAAGGUGGAAAUAAUGUGCUGCAGGAAAAGGAAGGAUGACCCCUAGAGCGACUUCUAAAGGACUUAUGUUGUUAUCUUCAAGGACUCAUGGAUUAGUCCAAGUACGCUCAAGCAGGCCCAGACACCCAACAAAAAAAAAUAAAAAUAAAAAUAAAGGACUUACGUUUGUAAAGUUGUGACUUCUGAGAGAAGGCACACCUUCUCCCCUUUCAUAACUGGAUUCUCAAGUCUUCAGGUAGAAGUCUCAGUUUCUUGUUGUUUCCAGGCUCAAACUCAACAAGAGUCUUAAUUGUACUAUCCUGAAACCAUUAUUUGCUCAUUAGCCCAUAGUAAUACUACUUUUCUAGUGGAGCACAAGCACAAGUUACUUCUUUGUUAAGAUAUAGGACUGUAUCUACUUAGUUUUGAUGUUCAUCGUUAUCUCUUUAGCAUGAUGUAACCCACAUCUACUUAGUCUUUAACGCUCUUCGGGGUAGUGGAAAGGUCUGUAUAUAUUUUAUCCUCUCUAGACCUUACUUUGUGUGAUAUUUAC
Molecule: messenger RNA, 5545 nt
Organism: Cynara cardunculus var. scolymus (artichoke)
Lineage: Eukaryota; Viridiplantae; Streptophyta; Magnoliopsida; Asterales; Asteraceae
Product: ABC transporter C family member 12-like
Exons: 27
Coding region: 420-5015 (1531 amino acids)
Biological process (GO): transmembrane transport
Cellular component (GO): membrane
Molecular function (GO): ABC-type transporter activity; ATP hydrolysis activity; ATP binding
Source: RefSeq, a predicted model, not a curated record